This is a messenger RNA of Coregonus clupeaformis (lake whitefish), 2295 nucleotides long. Its product is annotated as epidermal retinol dehydrogenase 2. Gene Ontology annotation, molecular function: oxidoreductase activity, acting on the CH-OH group of donors, NAD or NADP as acceptor. The coding region runs from base 213 to 1133 and encodes 306 amino acids. Gene Ontology annotation, cellular component: lipid droplet. The transcript is spliced from 7 exons. The record is from RefSeq and is a predicted model, not a curated record. NCBI's taxonomy places the organism in Eukaryota, Metazoa, Chordata, Actinopteri, Salmoniformes, Salmonidae.
GAGGGGAAAAGUAGGAGGAACCAUGCUGAAAGUGCAGGUAAACCCAAUAUUUGCUAAGUGAAUAAAUAAUCUUUUUUUGUUGUUGCUUUGAUUACUGCGCGCCUCGACACUGAGUGCAAAGGUCGAUUAAAGAACCCCAGUGCUGAAAGGAGGCGGUAGCUGUUACAAAAUAUCGAAGGUUGAAGUUGAUUUUCUAUUGAGGGGUCAACAAAAUGAAUUUCCUCCUGGAAACCCUUCAGUUGAUUGUAAUGUCCAUCUAUUACAACAUAGAGGCGUUUGUCAGACUGUUCAUCCCACUCAAGAAGAAAGAUGUCACCGGGGAAAUCGUCCUCAUCACGGGGGCGGGCAGCGGCAUUGGCCGGCUCAUGGCAGAAAAGUUUGCCCCCCUGGGCGUCUCUCUGGUUCUGUGGGAUGUCAACCAGGAGGGCAUGAAGGAGACUGCAAGAUUAGUGAAGGAGAAAGGGGCAGCUAGGGUCCACUACUACUUGUGUGACUGCAGUAACAAGGCUGCGGUCUACAGAGUAGCUGACCAGGUCAAGAGAGAGGUGGGGGAUGUGAGCGUUCUCAUAAACAACGCAGGCAUCGUCACAGGCAGGAAUUUCAUGGACGCACCAGACGCCCUCAUUGAGAAAACCAUUGAAGUUAACACAAUGGCACACUUUUGGACAUAUAAAGCCUUCCUCCCAGCGAUGACUGCCAACAACCAUGGUCACCUGGUCAGUAUUGCUAGUACGGCGGGUAUGAUUGGUGUCAAUGGACUAGCAGAUUACUGUGCCAGCAAGUUUGCUGCUAUUGGCUUUGCUGAGUCUGUGGCUCUGGAGCUGCUGGCUACGGGGAAGGAUGGAGUCAAGACUACCAUUGUGUGUCCACACUUCAUCAACACUGGCAUGUUCGAUGGCUGCAAUUCUAAGUGGCCUCUCUUGGUGCCUGUCCUGGAUCCAGACUACGUAGCAAAGAAGAUCAUUGAGGCCAUUUUAACUGACCAGGUCUACCUUCUGCUCCCAAAGAGCAUGUAUCUUCUCAUGGGCAUGAAGAAGAUUUUACCCUUUAAGACUGGGAAUCUGCUGGGGCUGUACCUGGGAGCAUUCAACUUUAUGGAUGCCUUCAAAGGACGCGUCAAGAAAGAGGGGUAGUGAAGAAGACGAGACCAACCACACAUACUCAGUACAUUUUGUCUCAGACUCAAAGGUGAUUGAUAGUGCCGAUCAUGUUUAUCUGUAGUUUUUUCCCUUUUUAAAUGUUUUAUUUUUGUUUAACUAAUUUGAGUGUAUGACGAAAAGCCUACGUACUAGUUUACAUCGGCAGACGAGGGAUAUGUGUAGGAUAAGGUAAUCAAAUACUGAUAAAUAUGUAACGAAUGUAUGACCUUAAAAAAAAGAUGAUGGUGAUAUGUAUUUUCAUAGCAUCAACACAAGUAGACUUGAGUGUGCUUUUUGGAUCGACAGACUCCGUAUGAAAUGUUUUUACGAGUUAUAUUCACUUUAUGAAGUUCACGCUGUGUAUGUUAGCUCACUACAAUGACACAGGCUCAAUAGCUAAAUGUGGUUCCUUGUUUAGUGGAAUAUGUCCUCUUCUUAUUUUAUUUUUUUGUGUCCCCUUUUUGGCCUGAAGGAACAUUGGAAGGUUUUAUAUUGUUGAUGCACUUUUUUUGUGUUCAUUUGUUAAUACAGAUCUAUUGUUGUGGGGGUAUCGAGAUUACGUUUUUGUUAACAUGGGUGUUUAGAAUAAGUUAUUGUUCACGUGGAUGUUUUAGAUUACUACAUACGCACAAUAUGUUCUAAUGGCCAAGUAGAGAAACUCAGGAAAAAGUGUCAUGUAAGGGAUCAUUACCUGUGUGUACUGGACUAGUUUGUACAUUUCGCAAAGUCUACAGUAGCCAUUGAAGGUGAUGGUUUACUCCAUUGAUUUUCCUAUUGGCAAUAAAGUAAUAAUGCACAUGACACUUUAGAUGUGUUAGGCAUAGGUUUGGAAUGGUAGGAUAAUUGAUUAGCUUUUGUUGGAAAAUGAGAGUUUGGUACAUACUAUGUUCUCUUAACUGGACAACCUACCCUUUUAUAUUUGAAAUUACUGACAGCUAUUUAUUGCUUAAUCAGGUACGAUGUUUUACUUUGACAUUGAAGACGAGAUGACCACGUGAGUUAACUAAUUGUAUUUAACUUGUCAGUUGUGUUGCAUUUUAAUAACCACAAUAGCAUUGUUUACAUGUGUAACAAUGUUGGUAUCUAAAUUAGCACUUUUAAUAGUAAAAAUUACUUAUAUUAACCUUUGAUCUUGAAAAAUAAAAGUUAGAAAUGA